Molecule: messenger RNA, 207 nt
Organism: Puccinia graminis f. sp. tritici CRL 75-36-700-3
Lineage: Eukaryota; Fungi; Basidiomycota; Pucciniomycetes; Pucciniales; Pucciniaceae
Exons: 1
Coding region: 1-207 (68 amino acids)
Source: RefSeq, a predicted model, not a curated record
AUGCGGAAUUCACCUGUCCAACUCUUUGACUUUGGCAAUGUGCUCUCACCUUCCUUCCUCAAGGGCAGUCCUAGCUCAUUACUGCUGAGAAUCAAUUCCCAGAAUCAUUACAUCAAUACCUCCACUGAUGCCUCCAAACUCUCAGGCUCCUAUCAAUCCAAAUUCCCAUCAGCUACAAUGCCUGAUAAGGUCUUCUCACCUGGUUGA